UGUGGCACUCAGGAUAUUCUCAUGGUCAUUCGAACUCACACGCGCUCGGCCUGGGCCAGCCUCGUCUAACAGUCGUGUGGUAACCACGAUCCAGUUUAGAGUGUGGGGCUUCGUUGCACUUACAGGGAUUAAGAAGUAAUAGAAUUGAAGUUGCAAGAGCAAGAACUAGUUCCAUUGAAGAUGCAGGCACUAAGAGCUGUCAAAAAUGCCCUGGCAAAAAGACCUGUCGUAAGCAAUGUAAUAACUUACGGAGCUCUGUAUACAGGGGCUGAAUUCUUUCAGCAGACAUUCAACAAUAGGAUUAUGAUUCCAGCAGACUCUCCUCCUGUUCCCUACGACACGGCAACUCUAGCUCGUUAUGGAUUCAUGGGAACCUGUGUCUUUCCUCAUGUUCUCUACCAUGCGUACAAGUUUUUGGAUUCCAAGUUUGUUGGUAAAAGUUUAGCAGUGGUAUUACCAAAACUAGCAGCAGAUGCUCUCAUAGUUACACCAAUCAAUCUUACCCUGUUCUAUGUUGGAAUGAGUGCCAUGGAAGGAAAGGAAGAUCUCCUGGAUGAAUGGAAGAAAAAAAUUCUACCUACUUUCCUGACUGCAAGUGUAUUCUGGGUUCCUGCUUCUCUCAUCAACUUCAGGUUCCUCCCACCACACGCUCGAGUUAUAUUUGUUGGUUCUUGUCAAAUAAUUUGGGUGUCAAUCUUGUGCUGGUUCAAACGUCAAGAAUACUAGUUAGAAAAUUCUGUCUAAGGAAUUAACCUGAAAAUGACAUUAGUGGAUAUAUUAGUAUGUUUACAGGUCGGUGAAUGGCUAAUUUAGGUGCUUUCCCUUAUUAAUAUUUUUUAUAGUAAGAUUUAACACUUUACUUGAGAUGUAAUCAUCCAGUCGUAAUAAAAGGUAUCUUCAGGGACAUCCCAGUAUUAAUGGCAUAAAUAUAGUCAUGUAUAUUGCACAAUUUUAUCAUGAUAUAACUCUGGAUAAAUAAAUCUUGUCUAGUAUCUAGACAUGAUAUAUGAGCAGCAUGCAAUAAUGUAAGCGCAUCCUUGCCCGACUCUUGAAAAUUUUACCCUUUGUGACUUUGUCAUAUACAAAUUCACUGGAACAUAAAAAAAGGUUUCAUAACCUAUUUUACGUAUGAUUAGACUUUGUAUGUGUAUGUGAAGACACCAAUACACACAUUUAUAAACAUAUGUAAAGAUAUAUUUGUCAAGUGUUUUUCAAAUGAUGGAUUUAACAGUAUGUAAACAUUAUUGACCCUACAAUUUUGUGUGUAUGUGUCUUUUUGUCUUUUUCUUUUAAUUUUUAAUACAAAUUUUAUCAUCUAUUGAAACAUUUUUAUUUGCACUAUGAAAGCAAUUUUCUGAUAUUUAUAAAUAGAUUGCCAAUAGUUUUGAUAGCAUAUUAACUAAGGUUUGACACAGGGUAACAUUUUGUGAAUUUUCUUUAGAGAAUAGUAGUUAAAAUUGUUAUAUAUGAAUACUGGAGGGGUAAUGCCUUUUUCAACAAUGGUCUUGGAGCUAAACUGAAUACGACUUACUUUAACACAUUCCAGUGUAUAUCUUCCAAGUUGUAAUAGAGAUAGCUGAAAAUACAAGACAUUCCAAAACUUUGUUGUUUUCAGAAUUUUAGUUAUAACAAGAAACUUAUUGUAUUUAUUAUUUGAGUACAUAAAAUUUAGAGUGUAGUUUUAUAUUUGGUGAUAUCAUAAUUGUUGAUGCCUGCAUGUAUCAAUAUUGGUUUGGCAUUCUCUAUUUGUACAUAUUAACAAUUUUAAAGCUCAGAAAUAAGUGUAAAGUGAAUCAAAUGUUUAGAAAAGAAGCUAUCUGGAUUAUGCUUGCCAAUAACAUAUUUGCUCACUCCUUUGAUGUUUAUUAUUAUUUCACUGAUUCAGGCCUGACUAUGUAAAGAAUCAUACAGUACUAAAGACUUUGAUUUAUUCUGUAUAAAAUAUAAUUCAUACCUUCCAGUUAAUUAUUUUCCUUUAUGUAUAUUCCUUAAUAUUUUGACUUGUAGUCUCAUUUCUUAGUUCCACUCUCCAACAUUGUCUCCCAAUAAACUAUUUGAUACUAA
Penaeus monodon (black tiger shrimp) is the source of this 2064-nucleotide messenger RNA. Its product is annotated as mpv17-like protein. The record is from RefSeq and is a predicted model, not a curated record. Lineage: Eukaryota; Metazoa; Arthropoda; Malacostraca; Decapoda; Penaeidae. Gene Ontology annotation, cellular component: membrane; cytoplasm.